This is a messenger RNA of Antechinus flavipes (yellow-footed antechinus), 518 nucleotides long. RefSeq names its product regulator of G protein signaling 21 (gene RGS21). The coding region runs from base 1 to 450 and encodes 149 amino acids. The transcript has 4 exons. The record is from RefSeq and is a predicted model, not a curated record. Lineage: Eukaryota; Metazoa; Chordata; Mammalia; Dasyuromorphia; Dasyuridae.
AUGAUACCAAUAGAAAUGUCAACACCCACAAACACAAUGGCCUGGUCUGAGUCCAUGGAUACUUUAUUAGCCAACAAAGCUGGUCUAGAUGCUUUUAGAACAUUUCUGAAGUCAGAAUUUAGUGAAGAGAAUGUUGAAUUCUGGCUGGCCUGUGAAGAUUACAAAAAAACUGAAUCUGCAGAAAAAAUUGCUUCUAAAGCCAGAAUGAUUUAUUCUGAAUUCAUACAAGCUGAUGCCCCCAAAGAGAUUAACAUUGACUUCAGUACCAGAGAUCUUAUCUCACGGAAUAUGUCAGAACCAACUCUCAAAUGUUUUGAUGAAGCUCAGAGGUUAAUCUACAGUCUCAUGGCCAAGGACUCUUUUCCUCGUUUUCUAAAGUCAGAGGUUUAUAGGAAAUUGGUAAAUAGCCAACAGGAUGGAAAUCAUAAGAGAUGGCUCCCCUUUUUGUGAACAAGGUAAAUGUUAACAAUUGGAGUUUGCUAUUGAAAAAAAAGCUAUUUUGAACCAAAUCUGAAAUA